Molecule: messenger RNA, 3114 nt
Organism: Trichobilharzia szidati
Lineage: Eukaryota; Metazoa; Platyhelminthes; Trematoda; Strigeidida; Schistosomatidae
Source: the annotation of a GenBank genome assembly
AUGCCAGCACCAACUCAGCCACAAAUUUCAACAGUUCUUGCUGAAUUAGGAUGGAAUGAAGCUCAUGCUAUUCCAGUUGCUAAUGAAGCCAAUCAAAAGUUAAUUAUCAGACUUGAAGAAUUACAAAAUGCAUUAUUUCAACGAACUAAUCAGUUGGACAUUGAGCAUUCAAAAGUUGAACAACUGAAAAAUCAUAUGAAAAAUGUACAACAAGAGAUAGAUUAUACUAGUUCUUUAUGUAAUUUACGUGAUAAAGAAAUUCAAGAAGAGAUACAUCAAACAAAAUUAGCUGAAAGAGAAUAUGAACGUUUAAUACAAGAGAAUAAGAAGAUUGAACAAAUUCAACAUGAUGUAAUUGAGAAGAAAAGUUUUUUAGAAACCCUGUUUUAUCAAAAACGCAAAGAGUUGGAGAAUUCCUCCGCCAAUAUUGAUUCGAAUAAAGUUUCAUUAGAAAAUCUUAUGAAAACAAUUGGUGAAUAUGAUGAAGAUAUGAAAAUUGUUGAAAAGUAUAUUAAACAAGAUAAUUCAAAAAUUAAAGAAUUAGAUUUAGAAGUAGAGAAAUUAACAAAUCGUAGAAAUGAAUUAAAAUCCAAGUUGGAUACAGUUUAUACAAAUACACUGAUUCAUCAAGUUGAGCUGGAAUGUCUUAGUAAAGAAGUGAAAAGUGCUUAUGCAAAUCGUGAUGCUUUAAUUAAACAAUGGGAGAAUGUAAUUAAUCAAAUGCGACAACGUGAUGCAGAGUUGGAACAUUUCUCACAGCGGUUAAAUCAAACUAAAAUUCAAGUUUAUGAACAAAAACAAUUAAAUAAAGAAAAGUUGAGUUUUCUACAUUCACAAGAAGAAAAUAAUAAUGAUGUUCAACGUUGUAUAAAUGAACUUGUCAAGAAUAUAGCACAGUGUAAACAAGAUUUAACUGAUACAGAGAUAAAAAGACAAGAUUUUCACAGUGAGCUGGAAGCAUUAAAACGUACUGUAGACAAGGCGGCUAGUGACUUGGAAGAAGCAAGAGCACAAAGUGUACAGAUAAAAAGAGAAAAAGAGAGUAAAACUCAAAACCUUGAAAAGAUUAAAGAUUCAAUUGAAAAUGCACAAACACGUUUAUCUUAUAUAACAGAGAGUAAAUUAACCUCUGAACAAUUUGCUGAUGAAGCAGAUAAACAAUUAUCUCUGCAAGAAGCGAAUCAUAAUGCCUAUUGUAAACAAUUGAAUAAAUUACGUGAUGAAAAGUUUAAAAUUAAUCAAAAAUACGAAGAACUCAAUCAUACAGAGAAACUAUUGAAACAAGCAAUUUCUGGUAGUGAAAUUACAAAGAGGAAUUUAAAUGAAAAAGUUGAAAAAUUAGACGCCCAACUACUUAAACAACAAGAAGUAUUAUAUCGUCAGGAUUUCAAUGUACAAUUGUUGGAAAGACGUAUUAGUAAAAUGAAAGGUGAACAAAGUGUUGAACAACAAGAAAUGAAAAAAGCUAAAAUUGAGGAACUUACAAAAGAAUUAAAUGAACGAAUUAGUACAGUUAAUUUAUUAACAAAUCAACUUGGAAAUUUACGUAGAGAAGUACAUCGAGUGAAACGUGAACAUGAAAUUUUAUUAAAUAAAAAUUUUACCCUUGAAAAUCAACUGAAUACAAAUGAAUUAGAAAUGGAUAUCAUGUAUAAAGAGAAAGAGAAACAUUCAAAUAAUUUACAAAAACUUUUAGUUGAAAAAAAUCUUAAAAAGCUAGAAGUUAAACGAUUAACUAAACUAUUUGAACAAUACUCAGAUAAGAAAUAUGAUUUACAAAAAGCUUAUGAAGAAUUAAAUUCAACAAUUAAACAACGUACAGAACAAAUUAAUUUACAUCAAACAAUGUUAAAUAAACAAAUUAAAAUGAAUGCCAGUGAAAAUAGUCAAUUGAAUAUUGAAAUUCAAGAGCGUAAAUCAAAAGUUGACAAGUUGAUUAAACGUUACGAAAUAAUAACCUCUUUGAUGGCGCCAUCAGACGGUGAAGAAACAAGAAAUCAAACAUACUACUUAAUCAGAGCUGCUCAAGAUAAAGAAUUACUUCAACGUAAAGGUGAUACAUUGGACACUGAAGUGCGUACAUUAGAACAAGAAAUAAUUGCAUUAGAAAAUACUUUAGCACUAAUGAAUGGGUGUAAUACGGUGUAUCGUAUGAGUCAUUCACAGCUACCGGAUAAUGCUGAAGAAAUACAACAACAAACUGAAUUAAAUGAGCAGAUACGCGUAUUAAGUAUUAAAUCACGUUAUGAUAAUGCUCGUUUAAAAGAACUUCAAGAGUUAUAUAGUAAAAUGGAAGAAUCUUCAAUUCAAUUAGAUACUGACAUAGACCUGUAUAAAGAUCAAACAAAACGUUUAGAAAAAGAAGUUGAACAGAAGUUAACAGAGAUUGAAAAACAAAAUACACGUUUAACACGUGCAUUAGAAAGGCUACAAAAAGCUAAACGUCUUGUAAAAGAUAAUCGUGAUGAAAUGGAAGCAGAUAUUCAAACUAGACUUUCUAAAGAGUUAGUAACUUAUGCAAUUAAUGAUUUACUCAAUCGGAUUAAAGGUGAUGUAACAAUUUAUGAACAAGCACAAGCAAUUCUCUCGUCGUCUGGAUUACCAGUAAACACUUUAAUUACUUCAUCACAGUAUCAUCGACGUAUUAGUGGUCAAACUUCAUCAUCAACAAAAUCUUUUACAACUAGUAAUAGAACAACUCCAACACCAGCGGAUUCUACAUUGACAUCACCAGAAAGUACAAAAUAUUCAUCAAGAAUAUGUUCACCAAGGAAUGAUUCAGUUGAUGGUGCAGAUACUGAUGACAACCAUGACUGUGGUCAAAGUAACACUAGUGAGAAUAAAAGUAGUCAGGGUAGCGUAACUGCAGUAAGAUCUGGUAGAAAUUCUUCAGCUAAAGACAUACGAUCGACUAUUGUGAAUUCGAGAAGAAUAUCCAGACCUCUUAGUACUGCUUCGAUUGAUUUAUCACAACAAACUCAAUUGCCGACAUUGUUACAACCUACAACAACAUCAAUGGCAGUAACCGGUCAGCGUCAAUCCAAAACACCCAGUAGUGGUUCAAGCGGUAAAACAUCAAAGUGUAAAUCACCAUCUGGUAAGCAAAUAACAUAA